Molecule: messenger RNA, 1806 nt
Organism: Ceratotherium simum simum (southern white rhinoceros)
Lineage: Eukaryota; Metazoa; Chordata; Mammalia; Perissodactyla; Rhinocerotidae
Gene: ALDH5A1
Product: aldehyde dehydrogenase 5 family member A1
Biological process (GO): GABA catabolic process
Cellular component (GO): mitochondrion
Molecular function (GO): succinate-semialdehyde dehydrogenase (NAD+) activity
Source: RefSeq, a predicted model, not a curated record
GCGUCCGCCGCCUCCUCGCUCCUCUCGUUGCCCGCGACCCCUGCACUCGAGGGAGGGCGCUCGCUUGCCUGCUUCCUGCUUCCGCUGCUGCCUCCCGGGCCAUGGCGACCUGCUUGCGGCUGCCGACCUGCGGGGCCCCGCGCCUCCCGCCUGCGUCUCCCGGCCGCGGGCUCUGUCCCCGCGCCGACUGGUCGGUGCCCGCUGCGCGGCCCGCGCCGGGCCGGGCCUGGCUCCGUGGCUAUGCCGGGGGCCCAGGGGGCCUUUCCGCCGCGCUGCUGCGCACAGAUGGCUUCGUGGGUGGCCGCUGGCUCCCGGCCUCCGCCACCUUCCCCGUGCACGACCCAGCCAGCGGCGCCAACCUGGGCAUGGUGGCCGACUGCGGGGUGUCCGAGGCCCGCGCCGCCGUGCGCGCCGCCUACGAGGCUUUCUGCAGGUGGAAGGGGGUCUCGGCCAAGGAGAGGAGCUCAUUACUUCGGAAAUGGUACGAUUUAAUGAUACGAAAUAAGGAUGACCUUGCCAAGAUAAUUACAGCUGAAAAUGGAAAGCCCCUGAAGGAGGCACAGGGAGAAAUUCUCUAUUCUGCCUUUUUCCUCGAGUGGUUUUCAGAGGAAGCCCGUCGCAUUUACGGAGACAUUAUCAGUGUGCCGGCAAAAGACAAGCGGGCCCUGGUCCUCAAGCAGCCCGUGGGUGUGGCUGCAAUCAUCACCCCGUGGAAUUUUCCCAGCGCCAUGAUCACCAGGAAGGUGGGGGCCGCCCUGGCAGCCGGCUGCACUGUGGUGGUGAAACCUGCAGAAGACACGCCCUUCUCUGCCCUGGCCCUGGCCGAGCUGGCAAACCAGGCUGGAAUCCCUCCAGGUGUGUACAAUGUUGUGCCCUGCUCUCGAAAGAAGGCCAAGGAAGUAGGGGAAGCGCUUUGCACUGAUCCUCUAGUGUCCAAAGUCUCCUUUACUGGCUCCACAGCUACUGGAAAGAUCCUCCUGCACCACGCGGCCGACUCUGUGAAAAGGGUCUCCAUGGAGCUGGGCGGCCACGCCGCGUUCAUUGUCUUUGACAGUGCCAACGUGGACCAUGCUGUAGCAGGCGCCAUGGCGUCUAAAUUUAGGAACUCGGGGCAGACUUGUGUUUGCUCAAACCGUUUCUUGGUGCAAAGGGGUAUCCAUGAUUCCUUUGUGAAAAAAUUUGCUGAGGCAAUGAAAGCACACCUGCAUGUGGGUAAUGGAUUUGAGGAGAGAACGACUCAAGGCCCACUGAUUAAUGAAAAAGCAGUAGAAAAGGUAGAAAAACACGUGAGUGAUGCAGUCUCCAAAGGGGCCACCAUUGUGACAGGUGGGAAGCGACAUCAACUGGGAAAAAAUUUCUUCGAGCCCACCCUGCUCAGCAACGUCACCCGGGACAUGCUCUGCUCUCAUGAAGAGACGUUUGGGCCUCUGGCACCAGUUAUCAAGUUCGAUACAGAGGAGGAGGCGGUGGCGAUCGCUAACGCAGCUGACGUUGGGCUAGCAGGUUAUUUUUACUCUCAAGACCCGGCCCAGAUCUGGAGGGUGGCAGAACAGCUGGAAGUUGGCAUGGUUGGCGUUAACGAAGGCUUGAUCUCCACUGUGGAGUGCCCGUUUGGUGGGGUGAAACAGUCUGGCCUUGGGCGAGAGGGGUCCAAGUAUGGCAUUGAUGAGUAUCUGGAACUCAAGUAUGUGUGUUUGGGAGGCUUGUAGGAUUCUUCGGUUCUUUAAAAAAUAAAAAAAGAAAGCUUAUCUACAUAUAUGAGGACAUGCCAUCCAUUAUUUUAAGUAAACUUGUAGGUCACCUGAA